AUGAAUUACGGCAUCUCCAAUUUCAUGAACAAACUUCAUGGCCAGCCCGACAGCUAUGACAAGAAAUCGCAGUACAGGUUCGGUCGCACACUUGGAGCCGGCACUUACGGUAUCGUCCGGGAAGCAGAUUGUAACGGAGACAAGGUGGCUGUCAAAAUAAUAUUGAAGAAGAAUGUUAAAGGCAACGAGCAGAUGGUCUACGAUGAGCUCAAGAUGCUGCAACACCUCAGUCACCCGCAUAUUGUCAAGUUUGUCGAUUGGUUCGAGUCCAGAGACAAAUAUUACAUCGUAACUGAGCUUGCGACCGGAGGAGAACUGUUCGAUCGUAUUUGCGACCAGGGAAAGUUCACAGAGAAAGAUGCUUCACAGACAAUCAAGCAGGUGCUACAGGCAGUCGACUACCUACAUCAGAGAAACGUCGUUCACAGAGAUCUCAAGCCCGAAAAUCUGCUUUACCGAACGAAAGAUCCUGAUUCCCAACUUGUCCUUGCAGAUUUCGGCAUCGCCAAAAUGCUCGAUAGUCCAGGCGAAGUUCUUACGACCAUGGCCGGCUCCUUUGGCUACGCUGCUCCUGAGGUAAUGCUUAAGCAGGGUCAUGGCAAGGCCGUCGAUAUGUGGUCACUCGGCGUCAUUACAUAUACCCUACUUUGCGGUUACUCUCCUUUCCGCUCGGAGAAUCUAUCCGAUCUGGUAGAAGAAUGCAAAUCCGGCAGAAUCAUCUUUCACGAGCGCUACUGGAAGGAUGUCAGUAAGGAUGCUAAAGAAUUCAUCAUGAGCUUGUUACAACCAGAUCCCAAGAAGAGAGUCACAUCGGUCGACGCCCUGAAGCAUAGGUGGCUUGAGGGUGAGACGGCCUCAGAUCACGAUCUCCUACCCGAAAUCAGAAGCUACAUGGCCAAAGCCAAACUCAAGCGCGGUAUUGAACUCGUCAAGCUCGCGAACCGAAUCGAUCAACUCAAAUUGCAAGAGAACCCCGCCGAUAUGGACGAAAAAGACGCCUCCGAUAUCCCCGCCAAUGCAUCCAACGCCGCAGGCCUAGCCGUCAAAGCCUCAGAACAACGAGCCGUAUCUCCCGGACGAGGACUCGCUACCUCUGAAGCUAAAGAGAAGAGAACACUGAGCAAAGCGGCAAAGAGUGCCAUUUUCAAAGAAGUCGUUCUCGCCAAGGUCAGAGAGAUGAAAGAGCAAGAACAGACUGACCGAUUGGUCGCUGACGCUACUGCUGCUCACGAGCGUAGAAAGUCGUUUAGUGGCCAGAAAUAG
Lithohypha guttulata is the source of this 1263-nucleotide messenger RNA. It is a transcript of the gene CMK2, whose product is annotated as Calmodulin-dependent protein kinase cmk2. The record is from RefSeq and is a predicted model, not a curated record. The transcript is spliced from 4 exons. Gene Ontology annotation, biological process: protein phosphorylation; cellular response to oxidative stress. Gene Ontology annotation, molecular function: ATP binding; calcium/calmodulin-dependent protein kinase activity. NCBI's taxonomy places the organism in Eukaryota, Fungi, Ascomycota, Eurotiomycetes, Chaetothyriales, Trichomeriaceae. The coding region runs from base 1 to 1263 and encodes 420 amino acids.